Yamadazyma jaroonii is the source of this 174-nucleotide messenger RNA. NCBI's taxonomy places the organism in Eukaryota, Fungi, Ascomycota, Pichiomycetes, Serinales, Debaryomycetaceae. The record is from the annotation of a GenBank genome assembly.
AUGUCCCAAAUUACUUUAUCAGACGAAUCCAAAGAAAGAAUCAUCAAAUUAUUAGAUUACGCUAGAACCAUCAGUCACUAUGGUUUUAUCCCAAUGAUCUUAUACUUAGGUUGGUCAUCAACUUCAAACAAACCAAAUAUUUUCAAUUUAUUGAGUCCUUUCCCAACUGUUUAA